AUGGCGAACCCUAAUCAAUACUUCCUCCUCGCCGACCACAUCAAACUCUCCUUAUUAGAGCGGCUACGGGCAAUCUCAUUAAAUAUUGAACCGACCUCCCAGGAUGGCCAUAUCUCGCGGUCUCUAGACUCGCUGCGAGAAGGCGUCGAGAAUGUCACUAGGGAACGGAUCCGCCUACACGACACAGGAGACACCGCGGCAUCUCUUGCCCUUCAGGAAACAGAGCGCAAUCUCCAGACGCAGUAUAAUGAGUUAACCGCCCAGUUCCGCGGUACUCCUACCGAUACCACCGCCGCUACAAUCGCUCAUCCAAACGACCCCUCCCUCUCUGCUGACUUCGCGCGAGCCUCCCAGCCACCAAGGGGAACAUCAACCUCCUCCCUACUAAAGAAGUCCCUCCGCGGCGCAAGCAGCCCAUUAGCAACCGCGUCCCCCAAGUCCGUCCGGUUCUCCGACGCCCCAUUAGUAGCAGAUGAGGAGGAUGAAGCCCGAAACGCCCUCUUCCCCUACCGCGAUGACCCAACAUCAGGGCCACCCGAUCAAUCCCAUCUCGACAACCAGCAGAUCCACGAGUACCACGCCAGAGUGAUGGAAGAGCAGGACGAGACGCUGGAUCGACUAGGCGAGUCGAUUGGGAGACAGAGGGAGCUGAGCAUCCAGAUCGGCGACGAGCUAGACGAGCAUGUACAGAUGCUAGAUGCUGUUGACGGACAUGUGGACCGGCAUGCAACAACGCUGAACAAAGCGCGGAAGAACCUAGGAACCGUGGCCAGGAAAGCCCGGGAUAACAUGCAAUUGACAGUAAUCUUGAUCCUGAUCAUUAUACUAGUCUUGCUGAUUAUCAUCCUUAAGUAA
This is a messenger RNA of Venustampulla echinocandica, 855 nucleotides long. Its product is annotated as Snare-domain-containing protein. Bases 1 to 855 code for a protein of 284 amino acids. Gene Ontology annotation, biological process: vesicle fusion; intracellular protein transport. The record is from RefSeq and is a predicted model, not a curated record. Gene Ontology annotation, cellular component: SNARE complex; endomembrane system. Gene Ontology annotation, molecular function: SNAP receptor activity; SNARE binding. NCBI's taxonomy places the organism in Eukaryota, Fungi, Ascomycota, Leotiomycetes, Helotiales, Pleuroascaceae. The transcript has 2 exons.